This is a messenger RNA of Salvia hispanica, 1428 nucleotides long. RefSeq names its product WAT1-related protein At3g28050-like. Gene Ontology annotation, cellular component: membrane. The record is from RefSeq and is a predicted model, not a curated record. NCBI's taxonomy places the organism in Eukaryota, Viridiplantae, Streptophyta, Magnoliopsida, Lamiales, Lamiaceae. Gene Ontology annotation, molecular function: transmembrane transporter activity.
AUGGCAUCAAAUAUACGACCAAGCACUCCUGACUCCACACUCCACUACCCUAUAAGGCGCUAUAAUAUCAAGUGCAACAUCGACCAAAACGGAAAAAUAAAAUUGUCCCAAAAAAAAAAAAAAAAAAACAUUGCGUGUGCCGGUAACACGCUCAGGCGAAAAAAAAAGAUAAAAAAAAGGAUGGCGGCAGGCGGGCGGAGCAGCUACUGCUACCGCGAAGCGCUCCCCUUCGGCGCCAUGGUGUCGAUGGAGUGCCUCAACGUCGGCCUCAACACGCUCUUCAAAUUCGCCGCCGAUCGCGGCAUGAGCCGCCACGUCUUCCUCGUCUACGCCUACGGCGUCGCCGCCCUCCUCCUCCUCCCCUCCCUCUUCUUCUCCCGCCGCCGAUCGCGAGUGCUGCCGUCGCUAAAUUCCUCGAUACUGCUGAAGAUGUUCCUGCUCGGAGCCAUCGGGUAUGCUUCGCAGAUAAUGGGGUAUACCGGCAUCAAUUACGGCUCUCCCACGCUGGCUUCCGCCAUGAGCAACCUUGCUCCGGCCUUCACUUUCCUGCUCGCUGUCAUUUUCAGGAUGGAAAAGGUAGAGUUAUCGAGCAGGACGAGCCGGGCUAAGCUUGCCGGCACAAUCAUCUCCAUAUCAGGAGCAUUUGUUGUAACAUUUUACAAAGGCCCUACCAUCAAUGCCUCAUUUUCCUCCUCUCCGCCUUCACUGCACCAACUAGUACUCGACUCACCUCGAUCCGACUGGAUCAUUGGCAGCCUAUUCCUCACCGUUGAAUAUAUGCUCGUGCCAGUGUGGUACAUUCUUGUGACGCAUAUUAUGAAAGAAUACCCUUCGGAGUUUACCAUCAUCUUCUUCUACACAUCUAGCGUGAGCGUUCUAGCUGCAAUCGCGGGAACUUUUGCAGAACCGGACUCUAGUAAAUGGAUGAUCAGACCUAAUAUUGCUUUGGUCUCUAUGUUAUGUUCGGGUGUCUUCAACUGUUGCAUAAACAACUCUGUCCAUUCAUGGGCGUUGCACUUGAGAGGUCCCGUCUUCGUCGCCAUGUUUAAGCCUCUCUCGAUCGCCAUAGCUGCAGCCAUGGGAGUUGUCUUCCUAGGCGACACUCUUUAUCUUGGGAGUAUCAUUGGAGCGACGAUAAUAGUGAUCGGAUUCUAUACCGUGAUGUGGGGCAAAGCGCAAGAAGAGUUUGGCGAGUUUGUGAUCGAAUCGACAACAGAUUUGGAGUCGUCUAUGGAUCAAAACCAUCCGUUGCUACAAAGCUACAAAAGCCAUGGCUUGCAGAAGAAGUGAAGUUAUAAUUGCUAAAGGAAAUUAACAACCUUAAGUACAUGGUUGUGGCGGUUUGAUUAUUUAGAAUUGUUAAGAGAAGAAUAUAUAUCAUUGUACAUGUAUGUAUUACUCCAAUGUUCAUGGUAUAUGUUUAAUGUG